CCCCUCUAUAACAUACCCCGGCGUCUAUGUCCGUGGAGGUAAACAAACCCGGCUGAGAGGAGUGAGCCGUGUGAGCCAGGCAGCAUGAACCACGAGGCAACCCAGAAAGAGGCGGCGAAGCAUGGCGAGGGGGUCAAGAGGAUCAAGCUGGACAUCCCCCAAGAGAAGCGAGAAGCAUCGCCUGAACCCCCUGAGUCUGCCUCCCCCCUGCCCCACAAGGGUGAAAAGGGUGAUAAGCAUGCGUCAUGGUGGACGCUCAGUGAGGGUGUUUUGAUGGGGAUGGGUAACCCCCUCCUGGACAUCGCAGUAAACAUCGACGCAGAAUUCCUGAAGAAGUACGACCUGAAGGCCAACGAUGCCAUCCUUGCCGAGAAGCAGCACGAGCCCAUGUACAAGGAGAUGGCGGGCAUGGAGGGGGUGGAGUACAUCGCCGGCGGGGCAACACAGAACUCCAUGAGGGUGGCACAGUGGAUCCUGAGGAAGAAGCAUUGCACUACCUUCAUGGGCUCGGUGGGGAAGGACGAGUUCAGCAAGACCCUGGAGGACAAGGCAGAGGAGGCGGGCGUGCUGGUCAGGUACCAGAAGCAGGACGAACACCCCACAGGAACUUGUGCCGUGGUAAUCACAAAGAAUGGAACAUGCAGGUCGCUUGUAGCUAACCUUGCGGCUGCCAAUCACUUUUCCAAGUCCCAUUUGGACAUCCCAGAGAACAAAGCCUUGCUGGAAAAGGCCAAAUUUUAUUACAUCUCAGGGUUCUUCCUGACGGUGUCCCCUGAGUCCAUCCUGACCGUGGGCCAGCACGCCUGUGAACACAACAAAGUCUUUGCUAUGAACCUCUCGGCACCGUUCCUGUGCGAGUUCUUCAAUGAGCCCAUGAUGAAGGCGUUCCCCUACAUCGACAUUCUCUUCAGCAAUGAGACAGAGGCAGCCAAGUUCUCUGAGGUGCAAGGCUUUAAAUUGACAGACAUUAAGGAGAUUGCCCUCAAGACUGCUGCUCUGCCUAAGAAGAACAGCAAGCGAAGCCGCAUUGUUGUCUUUACGCAAGGUGCUGACAACGUUAUCCUGGCCAAGGAUGGAAAAAUUUCUGAGUUCCCUGUGACCAGACUGCCGGAGGAGAAGCUGAUUGACACCAACGGGGCCGGCGACGCCUUUGUGGGAGGGUUCCUCUCCCAGCUGGUGCAGGGCCGGGACGUGGCUGAGUGCAUCAAGUGCGGGAUCUGGGCCGCCACAGAGAUCAUUCAGAGGUCUGGCUGCAGCUUCCCCAAAGACCUCCACUAUGAGGACUAGACGCAGCCUCCCUCAACACUACCUCUGGCAGCUGGAGCCCUUGGCUGCCUCCUGAAGGGCCAAGGCUCAGAACUUGAGUGUUUACACCCAUGACAACUGUUACUGUUUUCUCUGUGAGAAUCAAGUAUGCAGUUAAUGAAUGGCUUUCCAGAUGAAAGUAACUUUUAUCUUUUAUAUUAUAUAAAUGAAGGUGGAGACAAAAUAUUGACACUUGAAAUGAUUUUUUUAAGGGUGAGUCAAACAUGGAAGUGUUUCUCAUGGCAGUGUGGAAAGACCAGAAAAGUGUCCUCCAAGAUUUUGAGGCUCUCAGCCUGUCACCUAUUUCUUCCACAGGCUCAGUCUUUAACACGAUGAAUCUUCCAUUCCCACUCUUUUGAAAAGAAAAACAAACUGACAUGAGAUGUGUGUACCCAAUCAGUAAUUGUUUUUAAAAACUAAUCUCAGAAUUAUGACCUGGAAAUUAUUUGGUCAUAUAUUUGGUUCAAUAUAAUUUAAAAGUGUUGACAAUAUAACAAGAGGUCAGAACGUAAACCAGCCAAGUUAGAAAUAGUUUUCACAAUUUUCAUCAUUGCCGUGAAAGGAGUGAAAGUGUGAUGUACCUGAGUUACAAAUCUUGGAUGAGGUGCAUUCAUCGUCAGUUUGUUGGAACAGGGAGCUGGGGAAGGCAGUACUCUGAGCCACACUCACCAACAGCUUCAUGUCAAUACUUAAUGCUGACUGCAGCAGACACGUUGAUCUUGCCAAGACAUUUUCUAUUAUUCAUCUCUGCAGCUGUUUUGUAAAUCCUGCUGACUUUAUGCAAUUUGUGAGUUUGAUAAAACAAUAGCAUCUCUACAUCAAUGAUUUGUAUUAUUUUUUUCUACAUUAAGCAACUUUUGCUGGAUGUUUUAAGCCAUCUUGUUAUGCAGAAUAAAAUAUUUCCAUUA
This is a messenger RNA of Eriocheir sinensis (Chinese mitten crab), 2213 nucleotides long. RefSeq lists its product as uncharacterized. The record is from RefSeq and is a predicted model, not a curated record. Bases 85 to 1287 code for a protein of 400 amino acids. The transcript is spliced from 9 exons. NCBI's taxonomy places the organism in Eukaryota, Metazoa, Arthropoda, Malacostraca, Decapoda, Varunidae. Gene Ontology annotation, molecular function: adenosine kinase activity. Gene Ontology annotation, cellular component: nucleus; cytosol. Gene Ontology annotation, biological process: purine ribonucleoside salvage.